This is a messenger RNA of Malassezia vespertilionis, 2403 nucleotides long. RefSeq lists its product as uncharacterized. Bases 1 to 2403 code for a protein of 800 amino acids. Gene Ontology annotation, biological process: intra-Golgi vesicle-mediated transport. The record is from RefSeq and is a predicted model, not a curated record. The transcript has 2 exons. Gene Ontology annotation, cellular component: trans-Golgi network; TRAPPII protein complex. Lineage: Eukaryota; Fungi; Basidiomycota; Malasseziomycetes; Malasseziales; Malasseziaceae.
AUGCUAGGGCCAACGCAUGCCUUUGCCGAGGCGCGGGCAUUGAGUGCCGAUGUAGCUGCGCUGUUUGCAGGCUCGCAUGCUGCGAUUUAUUUGCCGCCGGCGGUAUCCAAGGACGAGGAGCAAGUGUACUAUGACGAGCUGGUACGUGUUCAGCUCGUCCUGCAGCUUCCGUCCGUGCCGAGCAAACUGCCGUCUCCCGAGCACGCCGAUGGCGCUUGGGUCGAAGACUUUUCUGGCUGUGCACAGCUACCGCCAUUGCUGCUCACGAUGCUUGACUCACUGCAAGUCAAGAUCAGCGGCACACUCGCGUCCAAGCCGCUCUUUGCGAAGCAGUGGAUGCGCAGCGGCUCACCCAGUGCGUUUGUCCUGCUCGACAAGAUGCACGGCGCCCCGUAUGACGAUGAUGUGCGUGUUCCUUUUGGAAAAGACGCGUUCCAGCACGGCGUUACUUACGAAACCGAAGCCAAAGCAUGGAAAGUUGCAUGGGUGGGCGAUGUCGUUGCACCACUUCCCAGCAUGCAGCCUGGCAUUGCAUCUCUGCAGCUCACCUCUUCGUUUGCCCUGAACAUUGAUAUGGCACAGCUCGUGCGCGAGAUCGAUGCACCGCCUCUUCAGACCCCUUUCCACUUCACCACCAGUACAUAUCACCCGUUCAUGCACACGCACGACCCGUACAUUGUCGAUGUCGACCUCCUACAUCCACUCACCGAGCCUGUCACGCUUCCAGACGAGACGCACGAUCAGCGCCACGCCCAUAUUGCUUCGAAACUGUGCAUGUUACCCGUAUCGAUGCUGCUCCCUGCCGCCGGCAUUGACCUCGUGACGCCAUCAUCGCAGUCGCUCUCCCUGGAGCGUGCCUUUGCGCGCGCGAAAGAAAUAGAGGCUGCAGCGGUGGCCGCUGACGCAGAUAUCGCCCUUGCACCGUUUGCGUCAGACAGGGCACGGUCGAAGAACAAUGCCAUGGAACGCCGCGGCUCGCUCCCUACAGCCUUCUCCGACGACACCGAAGCGCACGUCGCGAACGAUGUUGCCAGCGCAGCGUGCAUGGGCAUUCUCGUUCUCACGCGAAAAACGAGCAUUGCGCGCGACGUCUUUCCCACGAUCACCGUGCAUAUGCGCACGAUGAACCAUGCAGCAAUGAUCCAGCCCGAAUGCCCGGGGUACGCGGUCGCACCGUGCUCUGUGCUGCUUUCGAUCGAGCUCGAGAGCGUGUGUGCGCGGAGCACGUUUAUCGUCCACGACCUCAGCGUCGCUGUGGGCGCGGCGCUUGGCGGAGAGAGCAAUACAUGCCUAAAAGAAGAUCUCUUCCGCGCAGUGGUCACGCCGCUCGGCACGCCCAAACACCACACACAAUUUCCCGCAAAAAUGGAGCCUCUUGCGCAGUACAAUUUCCUAUAUACCGUCCAUCUCGAGACCCCCGAAAACCAUGCGGGCGACGUUGCGCGCGUGCUGCAGCACUGGGCGCCGCAUCGCACGACCACUGUGAUGCUGCGCGGCGCGUCGCUGCCUCACACUGCCGACGUCGACGAGGCGCGCGGCUCGUCGUGCUCGAUGCAGUGGAACGGCACCAUGGAUCUCAGCCACGUGCGCGUGGAGCUGCAGCGGCGGCUCGCGGCGUCGAUUGCGGUGCUCCGCUCCACGGGGUGGGAUCCUGCAUUGCCUGCGCUGCCUGUACAUCGCAUUGAAGAACAGGCACACGUCGUGCUGGGCGAUGCACAGCACAGCGCCACGGCACUCUUGCUCCAGCACCGGCCGCCGCCCCUUUUGCCCAGCAUUGCACCGUACAGUGCGCCUGUGCCGGCGGCGGUAUCGCCGCCGCCGCCGACGCCGCCUGCAGGGCACAGUGUAUCGUACCUUGAUGCUGCCCAGGCGCGCUUUGCGCAAAUGACACGCGGCGAGUCGGAAUACGUGCGUCCAAGCGCCGUGCACCAUUCGUAUGCGUGGGGCAGAGAGAGCAAAGACGCAGACGCGCUUUUGUCUUCCUCGCUCGCGCACACACUUAUUGCUUCGGUCGAGGUGCUUGCUGGCGUCGUGGGCGACUCAUAUACGCUCCUGCCCACAAACGGCCAGGGCGAGCUUGGCGCGACGCUCAGCGUUGCGCGCCGUAAUUCGGUGCGCAUUCGCCUCGGCGUGUACAAUGUAUCCUCCGACGUGAUGGAUGUAGUGCUAAACUGGCAGCCUGCGAGCCUCCGCGCGGCAUCCUCGGUGUGUGGCUUUGUGCCGGAUCGGAGUGAUGUACAUAUUGGCAGACCUAUCUUGCCCGGCGCAAGUCGUGUCGCGGAGCUUGGCCUUUGUGCAAUUGCGUCGGGCCUCCAACAGCUCGGCGAGCUCGCCGUGCGCGACACGCACUCGCACAGUACGUGUAUCUUGCACAACCUCGGCACCGUGUAUGUAGGUUCGUAG